Messenger RNA from Diaporthe batatas, 1335 nucleotides. RefSeq lists its product as uncharacterized. The record is from RefSeq and is a predicted model, not a curated record. The transcript is spliced from 3 exons. Lineage: Eukaryota; Fungi; Ascomycota; Sordariomycetes; Diaporthales; Diaporthaceae. Bases 1 to 1335 code for a protein of 444 amino acids.
AUGGGUGCCUGGAUGUCAGCUGUCUUGUCUUCUUACGGAUUGAACUACCUCUUCUUCCUCACUUACGGCACCAUGAAGCUCAUCAAUUGCACCACACUCCGAAUUGAAGAUGUCUUCAACUCAUCAACCACCAGGCCGUAUGCCAUUCUCUCUCAUCGCUGGGAAGCCGAUGAAGUUACCUACCAGGACAUCAUGAGCUCCCAACCUCCGACUCACAAGGCCGGAUGGAUGAAGAUACGCGAAGCCUGCCGGGUUGCCCAGUCGAUGGGCUACGAGUUCGCAUGGGUGGACACAUGUUGCAUCAACAAGCAGGACUUUGCGGAGCUCACCGAGGCCAUCAACUCAAUGUUCAAGUGGUACGCCAACGCAGGCGUCUGCAUAGCCUACUUAUCAGAUGUCACACCCGAACAGCCUUCUGUAGAGGACUCCCAGUGGUUCACAAGGGGAUGGACGCUCCCGGAGCUCAUUGCGCCGGAGGUGGUCGAGUUCUUCGACAGGGAAUGGAACCACAUCGGGACCAGAGCGGAAUUGUGUAAUGAGAUCCGCCGAAUCACUGAUAUUGAUGAGAAAAUCCUUCGCUACGACGUCUCCUCAGGCAAUACCAUCGAGGGGCUACUGUCUGAGGUACCCGUGGCGCGAAAAAUGUCAUGGGCGUCCGGACGAGCCACGACCCGCGAGGAGGAUAUGGCGUACAGCCUACUGGGAAUAUUCGGUAUCAACAUGCAACUGCUUUAUGGUGAAGGGAGUAACGCGUUCAUGCGUCUCCAAUUGGAAAUCAUGAAAGAGACCAAUGACAUGACCCUGUUCGCAUGGACUUGCUCCUCGGACAACCCUUACCAGCAAGGUGCGCCCGAAUAUCGAGGGAUCUUGGCGACUUCGCCAGGCGAAUUUGAGGACACGGGUAAUGUGGUCUUUACUAGAGACAUCAAAUACAACCCGGAGUAUACAAUGACCAACAAGGGACUGCGAAUUGAAACUAGGUUCGUCGUAGGUGAAGACACAACGCAUUUCCUCAAGCUCCAGUGCAAAUGGGACGACGGACCCCCCGGCCAGUCUCUAGCAAUUCCGCUGAAAGACCACGGCGGGGGGAUCUUCCUCAGAUCAGAUCCAGACCGAUUCGUCAUGCUCCCCGACGACGAUUUACAGGGGAGAAAUUCCACAAUCUACAUCAAGAAACACAUCAGGAUAGUGGAAGAGCCUCCACUAUACGCAGAGACUGAACGCGUGCUCCGCAAGGCAUACCAGUUCCACACAAGCGGCCCGAAAAGAGUGACGAUACAGAGGGCCGUGCCUGAGACCAAGUGGAACAGCCAGAGAAAUAUGAUCGAGAUAUAA